CGACUUGUCUGCGCCGUCGCUUUGCUUGUUUUGGACCGACUAUCAUCUUAUAUACAACUUGCCUCGUUCAAUGGAAAAAUCAAAAAUCAUCAUUCUAUUCUCUCCCCAGUGGUGUCCUCCUCCGUGUAUCCGCAUCUUUCUUCUGAAUUUCAGAAUUGUUUUGAAAUAGAGUUGUGGAAGAGAUCGAAAGCAGUAACCCAGAAGAUGGGGUUUGAGAAAGAAGCCAGCACCUCCUCCUAUGGCCUUGAUUCUGUGCCUAGAGAAGACACCCCACUGCUGUCCAAGUCCAGACCCCUCUCUUCCCAAACCAAGACCUUUGCCAACGUCUUCAUAGCCAUAGUUGGGGCCGGCGUCCUCGGCCUACCUUACACCUUCAAGAGAACGGGAUGGGUAUUGGGGUCUUUGAUGCUCUUCGCCGUUGCUAUCCUUACCUACCACUGUAUGAUGCUCCUGGUCCACACUCGCCGGAAACUCGACUCCCUCCACGGCUUCUCCAAGAUCGCCUCCUUCGGCGACCUGGGCUUCGCCGUCUGCGGCUCCUUCGGACGGAUCGCCGUGGACGCCAUGAUCGUUCUCUCCCAGGCUGGGUUCUGCAUCAGCUACCUCAUCUUCAUUGCCAACACUCUGGCGUACGUUUCCAACAGCUCGCCCUCGCUUCCGAUUCUGGGUUUAACUCCCAAAUCGCUCUACAUCUGGGGUUGCUUUCCGUUUCAACUGGGGUUGAAUUCGAUUCCCACGCUGACUCACUUAGCUCCCUUGAGUAUUUUCGCGGAUGUGGUCGAGAUCGGAGCCAUGGGCGUGGUUAUGGUGGAAGAUGUAUUGAUUUUUCUGAAGCAAAGGCCUGCCCUGCGGGCUUUUGGGGGUUUCUCUGUUUUCUUCUAUGGUCUGGGCGUUGCUGUCUACGCCUUUGAAGGAAUCGGCAUGGUCUUGCCAUUAGAAUCAGAGGCUAAAGACAAAGACAAAUUCGGAAAAGUUCUCGCCCUGUCCAUGGCCUUCAUUUCUGUGAUGUACGGAGGGUUCGGCGCUUUGGGCUACUUCGCAUUCGGGGAAGAAACCAAAGACAUUAUCACCACCAAUCUGGGGCAAGGUCCGCUGAGCAUCAUGGUUCAGUUGGGUCUCUGUGUGAACCUCUUCUUCACUUUUCCUCUCAUGAUGAACCCCGUCUACGAAGUGAUGGAGAGGCGGUUCCGUGAUGGCGCCUACUGCCUCUGGCUGAGAUGGGUGGCGGUGCUGGGGGUGAUCCUGGUGGCUCUGAUGGUCCCCAAUUUCGCAGACUUCUUAUCUCUAGUGGGCAGCAGUGUGUGCUGUGUUCUGGCCUUUGUGUUGCCCUCUUUGUUUCAUCUGAUAGUCUUCAAGGAUCAGCUGAGCAGGAAAGGCAAGGCUUUGGAUGUGGCCAUUCUGGUUCUUGGACUGGUUUUUGGAGUCUCUGGAACCUGGUCUUCUCUUUUGGAAAUCGUCUCGCCCAGUGCCUGAUCACACCCAUCAUAAGUAAUACCACAAUCAGUACUUGCAAGCUGGAAAUUAUAAUAUUUUGUGAUCAAAAUAUGAGAUUUGGCUUGUUUUUCUAUCCAUGGAUCUUGCUCUGAAUCAUUUUUGUAAUUUGGUUUUGGUUUUUGCCCACUGUCGGUGGAUAACAGUAGUGUUUGCUGAUAUUUUGGGUAGAUCAGAUCUCCUUAUGGUC
This is a messenger RNA of Vitis riparia (riverbank grape), 1681 nucleotides long. Its product is annotated as amino acid transporter AVT3B-like. The transcript has a single exon. Gene Ontology annotation, biological process: amino acid transmembrane transport. Gene Ontology annotation, cellular component: vacuolar membrane. Lineage: Eukaryota; Viridiplantae; Streptophyta; Magnoliopsida; Vitales; Vitaceae. Bases 205 to 1473 code for a protein of 422 amino acids. The record is from RefSeq and is a predicted model, not a curated record. Gene Ontology annotation, molecular function: amino acid transmembrane transporter activity.